This is a messenger RNA of Medicago truncatula (barrel medic), 3841 nucleotides long. Its product is annotated as pentatricopeptide repeat-containing protein At3g04130, mitochondrial. The transcript has 4 exons. The record is from RefSeq and is a predicted model, not a curated record. Bases 588 to 2093 code for a protein of 501 amino acids. NCBI's taxonomy places the organism in Eukaryota, Viridiplantae, Streptophyta, Magnoliopsida, Fabales, Fabaceae. Gene Ontology annotation, molecular function: protein binding.
AUUAUUAUAAUUUAUUAAUUUUAGAAAAUAAAUCCAUUUUGGUGCAGAGAAAAGUAGUCCUCACACAAACAACACUGUUCUCUUUUCUUCACCACAGCAAAUGGCCAUGGCGCCCCUUUUGUCUUUAGAUUUAUUUUUAUAUCAUAUAAUUGAAACAAAAUAAAACCCUCUCUUCAUCUUCCAUGAUCAUUCUACUCUAGUUUCUAAGCUCUCUCUUUUUCUACUAUCUCUUUCUUUGUUUUUUUUUUUAUUACUCAUGAAUUUUGGUUGCUAAUAAUAACGGAGAUGAUGACUGUAACAAAAAAAAUGGAGAUGAUGACACGGUGAAAGAACCAAAACAAACCACCCAAUAAAAACCGUAACCCGUCGAAACCGUCACCCGAAAAAACCGACGUCAUGAACGGACGGAAUUGGGCUUAAACUGUCCAACCGUGGUUUCGAUUGGAUUGGUCUUUUCGGUCCGCCGCCGACCGAAUCCGACCCCUUGUGUUGGAGUCACCACUGAAAUCAAAACGCAGGCGCAGAAACAAUCGUUCAGAAUCUCCACUCCAACCCUUUUCAUUCUGAAAUUCCAUAAAGUCACCCCCAUGCGAUCAAUAUAUCGUCUUGUUGUUCGUGAUCGCUUUGGCAUAUGUACUAUGGCUCUGGUGUCGAGAACUUUAUUUUCUUCUUUAGCAACAUAUCACGCUGCAGAAGCUAGAGACUUUUGGCAUAAAGAACAAACUCAAGACCUUACAAGAUCUGUGGACAUUCUUACUACAAAAAUUGGCAAAGGUAACAGCGAGGACGACAUUCUCCAAUCUCUAAUCAGUGAUGAAGGAGUAAAUGGCAUACAUUUGUCUGAAAACCUCAUUAAUAGGUUGCUAUUUCGAUAUAAGGAUGAUUGGAAGUCUGCAUUGGCGAUAUUCAGAUGGGCCGGUUCACAUUCAAACUUUAAACAUUCGCAACAAUCGUAUGAUAUGAUGGUAGAUAUAUUGGGUAGAAUGAAGGCGAUGGACAAGAUGAGAGAGAUCUUAGAAGAAAUGCGUCAGGAGAGUCUCAUCACUCUCAAUACCAUAGCCAAGGUAAUGAGAAGGUUUGUUGGGGCAAGACAGUGGAAAGAUGCUGUGAGGAUAUUUGAUGACUUGCAAUUUCUCGGCUUGGAGAAGAAUACAGAAUCCAUGAAUGUGUUGCUUGAUACUCUUUGCAAAGAAAAAUUUGUUGAACAAGCUCGCGAAAUUUACUUGGAGCUGAAGCAUUACAUUGCUCCAAACGCUCACACGUUUAACAUACUUAUUCAUGGAUGGUGCAAUAUCCGACGCGUUGAAGAGGCACAUUGGACAAUCCAAGAGAUGAAAGGAUAUGGUUGUCGCCCUUGUGUUAUAAGUUAUUCCACCAUCAUUCAAUGUUAUUGUCAAGAACAGAAUUUCGACAGGGUUUAUGAUCUUCUCGAUGAAAUGCAAGCUCAAAAUUGCUCCCCGAAUGUGGUCACAUAUACUACUAUAAUGUGCGCACUCGCAAAAGCAGAAAAAUUUGAAGAAGCUUUACAAGUUGUCGAAAGAAUGAAUGCUGUUGGAUGUAGGCCUGAUACACUCUUUUUCAAUUCGCUCAUUUAUACAUUGGGGAGAGCAGGCAGAAUAGAUGAUGCUACACAUGUAUUCAAGGUUGCGAUGCCGAAGGCCAGUGUGGCCCCAAAUACAUCGACCUAUAACUCAAUGAUUUCUAUGUUUUGUUACUAUGCACAAGAAGAGAGAGCUUUUGGCAUACUGAAGGAGAUGGAAAAAUCAGGUCUUUGUAAGCCUGAUAUUCAGACUUAUCACCCAUUGAUCAAGUCAUGCUUUAAAAUGAGGGAAAUAGAUACUUGGUUGAAUGAUAUAUUAAAUGACAUGGUAAAUAAAUAUCAUAUUGGUCUUGACCUUUCAACCUAUACAUUGCUAAUUCAUGGGCUUUACAGAGCAGAUAGAUGCAAGUGGGCAUUCGAUCUGUUCGAGGAGAUGGCUGAUCAAGAUAUCGUGCCUAGAUACAAAACUUGCCGUUUGCUCUUGGAUGAAGUCAAACAGAAAAAUAUGCAUCUCGCUGUUGUGAAAAUUGAGGUUCUUAUGAAGAAACUUUAAAUGUGGGAGUCUCUUUGGUAUGUAUGUUUCUGAAUAUAAUCGAAAACUCAAUCACAUUCCAAGUAUUUGAGAGACUUGGUUAUCAUCUCAGUCUCGGCAUCUUGUUUGGUUGGAGAGGAGAAAGUGGGAAGAGAGAAAGAAACAUGUAAGAACGAUAGAGUUGAGAAAGAGUGAAUCUUUUGAGAAAGAGUCGAAUCUUUUUGGCGAUUUCAUGGUUGUGAAUGUCUGGAUUGCAGCUCUGAUUUGAAGUUUAUAUAUAUAAGGAUUUAAUUAUAUCAGUGUUGUGUAUUUCAUUUUCAGUUGCAUUUAAAAUUUCAAACUGGAAGAGGUAGCUUUAGGUUCUGUAGUUGAAUUGUCUCGUCUCAUUUAUGCUCCUGCUACCAAAUUAUUUUAAAGAAAGUUCCACUCUAAUUAAAUAUGAGAAAACAAGAGGUGCAAUGAACAUAAAAGUUUGGUAAUUAGCUUAGCCCAAUAAUCAAUAUUCUCUGCAUCCAGUAUAGAUUAUUUUGAAUCUUAUAGUUUUAUGCAUCUCUUUCAUAUAUUAGGACAAUUUAAACUGAAUGCUAGCCUCAAGACAAUUUAUCUCUAAAAAAAGUGUCACUGUGUGAUAGAGACAGAGUUGAUGCCAAAGUUUGCAUUUGAUAGGCCAGUUUCUGUCGGUUAAGAGGUUAAUGUGUUCAUUAUUUGUUAUUGUUAUUGUUAGUUAGAGUUAUGGCUCAACAGCUUGAAUGACCAACGUUUUCUAGGAUAGAAACACCGGAGUGAUGGGUAUUUCUAUGAAACCAGAAAACAAAAAGAAUGAUGAAGGUCUGAAAUCAGGAACCAUAUUCUUUGGAAGGAAAAAGAAGCAGAUUAUAGGAGAAAACAAACCAGAGAGAAAAAAAAUGCUGAAUUAGUUAGGGUGGAGGAAAUGAAAGACAGCGAGGGUAACUUUUUUUUUUUAUGAAGAAGAAGACAAUGAGGGUAACAUAGAUCUAGUUGCGAUCAAGAAUCAAGAGAUGUUGGUUUUUUCUAGAGGAAUUGAAUAGUUGGAACGGUGGGAUCCUGGUAGACAGCAACAUACAACUAUUAACAGUUCCACUGUUGGGCUUUAAACCGUGGGACCUGGGAAAAUUAUCUCAAGAGGCUAUUUGCUUUUCAUCUUGAGGACAAGAUGAAGGUUAAGGGGGAGUAUUGACAAGUCAGUUGCUGCUUGUGUUAGACAAGAUUAAAAAUUUAUCCGCAAUGGAAGUGAAUAUUGUUCGCCCAUUUAUUGGGAGAGCUUUACAAGCAUGAUAGUUCAGAUUUGAUCCCAGACCCAGAGCGAGUUUCAGAUAGACGGCAACAAGUUGCCCACAAUGCCCCAAGAAGGCAACUACGAAGAUAGUUAUGUAUAACUUGUUCGGCAGCAAGACUUCUAGAUUGCUAAAUCUGACUGGCUUCAAAGGUACAUCAUUUCCUGAGAAGUACUUGGGAGAUAUUUUUGCUGCUGCUUUCAUUGUAAAAUAGGUAGCUUGUGACUUUAGUUGAAUCUUCAGAGACCAAUGUUCUCCAAAUUUUCGUCACUGUUGGUUAAGUAUCAGAAAAAAGAAAACGCACUUUAUAGGGAUUUAACAUAGUUAAGCCCUUUUUAUUUUUAUUUGGUUAAUUUGAAGUAUGAGAUUCAAACAUUGUGUGUAAUGUAAACUUAUAUGAAUCAGAGAAUUCACUACUGUUUGUUUACUGAGUUGAAGUGCAAGAAGUUUCCACUUCCAAUUUAUAAACUAGAA